AUGAAUUCGUACUCCGCCACCAACAACACCUCCGGCACAGAGGCUAAAAUAUUCGUCAAAUCCAGAACUACGCUGGCGUACGUACUACGUGGCGCUGAUGAUAAUACUUUUGUGAGUCUCCGAAAACGUAAGCAGUCUGAUGAUAAAAAUGUUAAGGCGGUACUAGAGUUCGUUGAGCAAAAAAUUAAUGAUCAGCUCAGCUCAUGGAAAUUACAAUUGGACAUCACCAUUGCCGAAAGUAUCAGAAAUUCAAUCGAUACAGUUAUUGAUAGAGAGCUAAAGAAAAUAUCAGCGACUAUAAGUAACUCCUUUAAAGAAUUAGGAGAUAGAUUGGAUACAAUCGACAAAUCCUUAUCUUAUACGAUAGAAAGGCAGGAUAGUAUUGAAACGCGUCUGACACAGGUAGAAAGCCAGCUGAGAUCGAACGAUGAUGUAACCAGCCAGAUUAACCUAUUAAAAGAUAAAAUUGAUGCAAUGGAGCAACAGUCGAGAUUGCUAACUUACCAGAACGACGUGAUGAAAACCUUCUAUCUAUUAUUGAAAAGAUUGGUUGUGUCAUCAAACACCCUGUAA
Molecule: messenger RNA, 573 nt
Organism: Parnassius apollo (apollo)
Lineage: Eukaryota; Metazoa; Arthropoda; Insecta; Lepidoptera; Papilionidae
Source: the annotation of a GenBank genome assembly